Molecule: messenger RNA, 522 nt
Organism: Heterotrigona itama
Lineage: Eukaryota; Metazoa; Arthropoda; Insecta; Hymenoptera; Apidae
Source: the annotation of a GenBank genome assembly
AUGUCACAUCCCUACUGGCGGCCAAUUAUGAAUAGCAAUUAUUCACGGACACUCACAUUUUUAAUAGUUCCUAACAUUUCGUCAUUCAUACCCGAGCAGCUGAUAAAUCGAUCAAAAAUCAAAAUACCAAGGAACACUAAACUAGUCGACCCAACUUUCCAUCGACCUGCGCCAAUGGAGAUGUUUCUAGGUGUCGGGGCAGCGAUCUCCGUAUUCUGCAUCGGACAGAUUAACCUGUCUCCUCCCAACGGUCCAGACCUCUAUUAUUUUUUCGGAUGGGUCAUCGCGGGGAGUGUACCGAUCAUCAGUGCGACUCACGCAACCAUGUGCCACUCCAUAACCCCUCUACAAACCGACUUUAUUCGCUUCUGGGAAAUCGAGGAAGAGCCGCAGAUACAAAGACUAUCGAAAUCCGACGCGACGUGUCACCGACCAUCACACCCAUACGACACGCAAUUUCGAAGGAAGGCACGUCGUCGUGCUGCCGUUCAAGAACAAGAAACAGCAGCUCGGCAAAUCUAG